GCACACUUGACAACAGCAACCAUGUCUGUGAGUGAUGGUGCAUGUUGACUGAAUGACAUCGUCCUUAGCAGAGUAGUUUGGACCGUAUUAGCAGCAGUGUGGUCGCCGAGAUGUUUUGGAUAUCAGCUGGCCAGCGAAGAUCCAUCGGACUCCUCCGCUGCUGGUCCCUGACCGUCAGCCCGAGGGGCGUCACGACUUCCAGGUGCCCCCAGCUUCAUUUGCGGUCUCUCUUCAGCUCUGCCCCCGUGUCUUCAAGGCACGAGGAGGCGAAGCCGUCGCCCCUGCGGCAGUGGGCUCUGACCGUCAGCCCCUUCACCACAGUGAAGGCCCACCUCGGAUGUAACAUUUCCAUCCGCUCCCUGGACCCGCACGCCUAUCCCGAGGCUGACCGAGCCUUCAUCACAGUCCACGGUCCAGACUCCGAGGACGUCUGCCGGGAUCACAUCCACGUCCACUAUGACGAGCAGAGCAAAGAGCUGCUGAUCUCAGCUGAAAGUGUUAACAGCGACGUGUCGAUUGAGAUGGAUGCACCCAUCAAAUGUGAUCUCCUCAUAGCUGCUAGUGGGAAAGGCAGCGUGCAAGUUAAGAAAAUGGAGUGUGAUAUCUGCAAAGUGCAAACUGAACAGGGCAGCUGUUUACUGCACUCUGUGAAGGGUCAUCAGAUUGAGGUGCAGUCCAAUGGAGGGCAUGUUACAGGCGUGGGUACAAUCCAUGGCAACGUGCACAUCAGGGCAAAAGGAGACAGUGAGGUGAAUGUUAAGAAGCUACAGGGCACCGAGAUGAACGUUUCCACCGAGAGAGGCCCUCUCAAGGUCAAAGCCAUCUAUGCAGAGUCCAGCUGUGUUUCGUCCUGCUCUGGGAGAAUCGAACUGGGGAAUGUGCAUGGUAACACAAUAGUUGAGAACGUGUCUGGAGACACAGUAAUCGAUGGUUCAAAUAGUUUCCUGAAGGUUUCCUCUGACAGUGGAGGCAUUGAUGUCUACGUGGGAGAUGGUGGAACUGCUGCACUUCACAGUCAGGACGGAGUGGUGAGUGUGCGUGUCCCUUCCUCUUUGCGAGCCGCCCUGGAGCUCAGCGGGGCGUCGGUGGAUGUCAGCUCAGAAGUUGUUCUGCAUGAAGUAGAAAGGAACACCACUGAUGGUUAUACAACACUAACUGGCUACAUGAACGGAGAGUCUCCAGCUGGCCAGUCGGUUAAAGCUCAGGCGGACAGAGGUGCUGUCAGGCUGAGGACACAAAGCUGGUUUGACUCUUUAAAACUUGGCAGCUGAGGAACAGGACUCUAAAGCAGCAUUUCUGCAUGGAACUUUAUCCAGAGCCACAUCUAACUGCAGGCCUACAGCUUAAUGUUAUUGGGGAAGAUUUUUCUCUCUCUGUGCUGGAGAUAUUCUGUAUAUAAUAAUUAAGAUAAUACAUGUUUAAUCCAAAGUGUUGUUGAAUGUUCUGCUUGAAAACAAACCAUUUAAUCUUUAAGUUUAAAUGGAAACUGCAGCAGCAAUUUAGAGUAGCUCUGACAGACAUGUUAUUUAUAUAUAUAUAUACACACACAGACAGACACACGCAUACUGAAAAAAGCUCAUUCUUACAGUGGAACACAGAAUAUAUCCACAAAAAUUAGACCAGUAUUUUAAAAGACAGAUAACAUGGUAGAUAUUCAGCAUCAAAGCACACAUAGACAGUAUAUGAAAGUCCCAAGGCAUUCAGCACCCAUAUCCAGUUCAAAAUACUUUGAGGUAAAAAGUUUAAACUGAGAAACUUGUCAAACAUAUGCUUCUUGGGAAUUAUGACAGAAGCAAGGAAAAAAAUAAAUCAGAAUGAAUAUGACAUUUUUUGUCUUUGAACACUUCAUGUGAUACUAAUGCAGUGUGAUCUGUUGUGAUGGGGUGAUGGUCCAACGUUUUCUAUUGUCCCAACCCGAUAAGCAGAUAAGGUUGUAAAUCAUAAACGAAGAAAAAGAGAUAACUCACUUACUUUCAUUGUUCUGAAAAAGUUCUUACAUGACAGAAAGGUGAGUGACACUUUUAGGGAUGGAUUAAGAAAAUGUCUAUUCUGGAUCAGUUUUUUACGAAUACUGAAAAAGAAAAUCUAAUUAAUUUCAUAUACUAACACGGGCUUAUACUUUUGUACAAAAAAAACAAAAUCGUAUUACCACAUCAUCUGACAUCUUUUCAGAACUCUGGAGUUAAUUAAAUCUGUUGGAUGUACUUACUGCACAUGUUAUGAAUGAAUGCUUAGCUGUCUCCUCCCAAGUUUCAACAGUCUUGAAAGAUCGCGUGAUUGGAAGCCCUAUUUUGUUCAUGUUGCUGACAAACCAGUAAGAAGGGUCAUCACUGCUGUGCUCCCAGUAUGAGACUCGUGUCUGCAGCUUUAUGGCAGCCGCCCUGAGAAAAAACAAAGCUCUUAAAAGGGCUAUUACCUUUCAGGACUUUUUUUUCUAAUUUGUGCUGUUACUGAACCUGGAAAUGCCUCGGCAACAGUUCAUCUUGAUGGAGGCAAGCGGAGGGCAAAUCCUCUCCAAAUGUCGGGGAGUGCGAUCUGUGAGAAAAGUGCAGCCACUCACAUCGAGCUCUUGCAGAUACUGAGAUCCAAUUGUCAGAUACUGCACUGCCAUAUCUGUCAUCUGAAAAAAAAGAACACAGCAACCUGAAAGAAAUGAUGCAUUUACUGAAGCCACUAAACGUAUGUGUGUAUACUGGACCUUGGGACACCAUGACAUCUGCAGGGUGACCAGACCUCUGCAGUAAAAUGAAAUCGCUCUGAUGGCUGCAUCAGACAGAGCUACACAGUGAGACACAUCAACAACUUCAAGGUCUCGUGCGUUUUUGCAGAGCUUCUCUAUGCCAAUGUCUGUGACGUAGAGACACUCUGCAAGUACUAUUUUCCUCAAGUGAAUUUUCUCAAGUGCAGCCAUACCUGAUCUUCAAUGUUGCAGCCGGUGAUGUCAAGAGAGCAGACAGAGCUACCACUCAAGCCUUCGACAGCCAAGUUAGUCAGUCUCCCACAGUAACUCAGAUUGAGAUGGUAAAGUUUACAUAACCUCUGUGCAAUCCUUCUGACCGAGAUGUCCGUGAUUUGAGGGCAGUGACUGACAUUCAGCUCAUGCAGUUUGUUGGCUGAGCAGCCAUCGACCAGGUACUGAAUCCCAACAUCACUCACCCUGCUGCAAAGAGAGAUGUCGAGGUAUUGCAGAUUCUUUAGAGUGGCCACAGAUCUCAAGCCUUGAUCAGUUAUCCGUGGGCAUCCAGCAGUGUGGAGUCUGCAGAGGCCUUUUGAGCUGCUGCACAGAGCCUUCCAGCCAACGUCAGUUAGAUGAUCUUGCCCUCUAUGAGAAAAGAUUUUAGUUUAGCGGCUUCGGCAAUGGCUUUAAGAGUGAUGUCGGAAAGAUGAGGCGCAUCCAACAGAGACACAGAGGACAGACAGCGACAUCUGGCCAGAAGAGCCUAGAUACAGCCAUCUGUCAGCGUGGGCAUGUCGUUGAUCACAACUUCUCUGAGUGAUGGGCAUCCAACAGAAAUAUGUCUGAACCCAUUUAAAGUAAUCUGAGUGCAGCCGGACAGAUUGAGGUGUAUGAGAUUGCGGCAACCUUUCCCCGUGGUCAGGUACAGAAAUCCCUUAUCUGUGAAUCUGCAGCAGUACGCCAAACUCAGGUACUGAAGACUGAUACAGCUCCUAUAAAGUUCUUUUAGGGUUUUGUUUGUUACAAAUGUGCAGGAGAGAUUCAGGUAGAGCAGACAAGGACAGCCCUCGACAAGUCUUUGUACCAUUGUAUCCUGUAAAGGAGCAGAUGUGAGAUUUCUGAAGUAGGUAUUUGUUGCAACUUUGCAUUGACAAUAGUCACUGUCAAAUCUAAUAUAGGAGAUAAUGUUUUUCAACAAAUGCAAUAAAUAAAUGUCUUUGCAUAUGGCACACAGAUAAAUAGAAUAAUUAUGAACUUUAGUUCUCAGGUAUAAUGUAGUAUGACAUAGCACAUCAUAUUUUCCUUUAAAUAAGACAUUUUUAUUCUCAAUCUCACACCCUUUUAAUAAUGUUUACUCACUGUAAGAUUAAAGCACUCGGACACGUUGAGUUCCUGGAGGUUUUUGCAUUCACCUGAGAAAUCAGGAGUCACAGAGAAAUGGAUUUAGUGUUCAAAACCUUUGCAAAUAAUUACCAUACCGUUCUUUAUAUGAGUUGUGAUGUGGAAAAUUUUAAUCAAGUCACGAGAUUACAUUGUGGGAGGUCUCCUGUCUUCUACAUUAUGUAAUGCCUCUAAAUUUUUUCCAUAAGGUAUAUAGCAGCUGGGUUUCAUCAGCAAUAACACUGUUGACCGUUGACCCAUCACUUCUGUUUCCAAGCCGAAGGACUUUGACCACAUUUUCUUGCUUUGACUCGGUCUCUUCCAGCAGAAAAGACAACCCCUGCAGGGCUCAGGAUGCGUUUGAUCCCCAUCCUCUUUCUAGCCUCUCUGCUUCUCCUGCUCUUCUCAUCCAUUGAGAUGAAAAGACCAGGGAAAGGGAAAGGCCUUGGAAGAGCAAGACACAGACUUACACGAGAGAGAGCCAGGGGGAGAGGUGCUGGUCGUCGCACGAGAUCUGGACCCGUGUUGAUGGUGUCAUUAAACUGUUCAGAGUCAAUGGAAUCUGGAAAAGCCUUUGUGGAUUGUCAGGGUCGAGGUCUGACCCAUAUUCCUUCCUCAAAGAUAUGGUCUAGAGUGCCCAAACAUCUCCUUCUUGCCAAGAACCAAAUCAGAGUUCUCCGAGACAGAUCCUUUCCUGGAUACGAGAGAUUAAGAAGUCUGGAUCUUCAGCAGAACCAGAUCUCUCUCGUGGAGGAGGAGGCCUUCCUCGGCCUGACCCAACUUACAACCCUCUUGCUGCAGCACAAUCGCCUGAGAACCCUCGGCGAGGAGGCUCUCAUCCCCAUGCCAAACCUUCGCCAAAUGAGCCUUUACGACAAUCCCUGGAAGUGUACCUGUUCCAUGGAAAGUCUCAUACGCACCCUUCAAGUUCCAAGCAACCGAAAUCUAGGAAACCAUGCCAGGUGUGCAGAGCCUGUCAGGCUAAAAAACAGAAGGUUAAAGAAUGUUGACCCUGAGUUACUCUGUCAGGAAUCAGAGUUGACCGACGAACCAAAUGGCAACCUUACAGUCCCUGCAGGACCCAGUCCAAUACAAGCCAAACCAGAUGCCAUCACAAUCUGCCACACCUACUAUGUCCCUGAAAUACGGAUGGACUGCAGUAACCGAGGUCUAACGGCAGUGCCCUCAGGUAUUCCAGACUAUGUUUUCCAGGUUGAUCUGUCACUUAAUUCAAUUCGUCAUCUUAGACCCAGAGAUUUCCACGAAGCGAGAAGCCUUAGGAUCCUUAAGCUCAAUAAUAACAAUAUGGAGCACAUUGACAGAGGUGCCUUUUUUGGGCUCUUGCAUCUCAAGGAGCUUGACCUGUCAGAGAACGGCUUACGUUUUGUUCAUUACGGUAUACUGGAAGAUCUGUACUUCCUGUCAUGGCUAAAUUUGGAAGGGAAUCCCUGGGUGUGCGACUACAGCAUCCACUACAUGGUUUACUGGUUACGUCUGCAUCCAGGUGUGCAGCACUCUGGACUGCUGUGUUACACUCCUCCGGAACAUGCGGGUGAAAGUGUGGAGGAUUAUGUGCAAUCCUACCACAGGGACUGUCCCAGUGACAGGCAGCUCAGCAGAACAGAUCAAGACCAAACAGACGUUGAGCUUUCGAACACGCUGAUGGAAGCACAAGGAGAGGUGGAGGAGGAGCUGGAGCCGAGGCAUUUGAGAGCACCACAGAAAUACCAGAUUAUCAGGUUAUCAUAGCUCAUAGAAAUAUGGUGUAAAAGGUAACUUUAAUAAGUGUAAUAAGUGUAUUUGUUAUUUUUACCUUAUUAAUAUACUGUCAUUAUUGUAAAACAGUCUGUAUCAGAUUGAUAUGUUUUUUCUUGCUGCAUGUUUUGAACUGUCUCUUAAUUAAAAUAUGAGAAAUAA
Messenger RNA from Menidia menidia (Atlantic silverside), 5974 nucleotides. Lineage: Eukaryota; Metazoa; Chordata; Actinopteri; Atheriniformes; Atherinopsidae. The record is from the annotation of a GenBank genome assembly.